Molecule: messenger RNA, 1116 nt
Organism: Caenorhabditis remanei
Lineage: Eukaryota; Metazoa; Nematoda; Chromadorea; Rhabditida; Rhabditidae
Exons: 3
Coding region: 1-1116 (371 amino acids)
Biological process (GO): regulation of transcription by RNA polymerase II
Cellular component (GO): nucleus
Molecular function (GO): DNA-binding transcription factor activity, RNA polymerase II-specific; sequence-specific DNA binding
Source: RefSeq, a predicted model, not a curated record
AUGCCAUACCGCCCGGAAGCCGAAUUGAAACGUCCAGAUCUCAAAGGAGAGUUCCUUUGUGGCCAUUGCGGUAAAACGUUUUGUCAUGCCGCCUCUCUCAAUCGUCACCGUCUCAACUUCCAUGGAGAUGACCAACAUUGCCUCGUUUGUGACAAGAAGAUCCCUCACAACGACACGAUUCGUCGUCACAUGCAAUCUGAGCACGACAUUCAGAGAGUCUUCACUUGUGGAUGCUGCAAUUGGACAUUCCCAGAUAAAAAAGAACUUCAUUCACACAACAACUCAAUGAUGAAGUCAGGAACACCUGGCGAUGCAAAGGUUAUUGCGGUCAGCAGUCGUAGACCAGGAUCCCUAUCACAGCACGAGCUUCGUGGAGAGGAACGUACUCCUCGUACAAAGAAGAGAUGUUCGAAAGGCGAUUCCCAGUCGGAAUCUCUUUCUGGAAGCUCGGAUAGUGACCAAUUCUUGUCACUUAUCGCUGGCCUCUUGUCUCAACAAGCCCAGGCAACAGCUCAACAACAGGCUACAGUCGUUGAAGAACCAGCUCCAUCACUUCAACUUCCAUCAGUUCCAGCGAGUUGGGUCAAUUCAUUGUUGGCUGUCAAUCCAGCUCUCUAUCCACUUUUCCCAAUGCAGUCCUCAUCUGCAUCUUCAACUACAUCAUCUUCUUCUGAAAUGGAAAUGGCACCAACACCAGAACCAUCUUCAUUGGAAACUGUGUUGUCGUCAAUCAUGAAUAAUAAUGAGGGGGAAUCGUCUUCAUCUAGAAACGAUGGAGUUACAAGUGGAGCUGAAGAGGAGAAUAUUGAUGUUGCUGACGAUGGAAAGGAUCAACUUGUCAAGGCCGUUGGAGCUGAUUUCCUCUUGGUCAAAACUGAGACUCCAAUCAGCAACUCAUUCACGAGUGGAACUGAAUCUGGAAUCGGGUCAGGGCCGGUUAGCAACACUCCAAGCCCAGCAUCUUCUUCACCACCAGCCACAUCGGAUACUUCUCCAGAGACUGUCACCGACCUCGUUGCUGAUAUGGUUCAGAAGGCGAAACGAGCCAACAAACGUCGGUCGAUCGAUGACAUUUGCUUUAAUUUGGUCUGCAAAAAGUCACUUUUCAACUUCUAA